Messenger RNA from Fragaria vesca subsp. vesca, 525 nucleotides. RefSeq names its product probable calcium-binding protein CML45-like. The record is from RefSeq and is a predicted model, not a curated record. NCBI's taxonomy places the organism in Eukaryota, Viridiplantae, Streptophyta, Magnoliopsida, Rosales, Rosaceae. Bases 1 to 525 code for a protein of 174 amino acids. Gene Ontology annotation, molecular function: calcium ion binding. The transcript has a single exon.
AUGGAGGACAUACUAGCAGCCGCAGCUCAACCGGGCUCCCUCUAUGUUCUUAGAUUGUUCCAACCCUUGUUGAAGCUUUGGACCAAAACCCACAAUUACCUAAAUUAUUCUGACCCUCAUGUACUACAACCAACCCUUGAUCAGCCUCUGCAAUGCAACAAAGGACAAGAUGAACCGUUGCUGGGAAAAGAAGAAGUGAAGAUGGUGAUGGAAAGGCUCGGACUAUGCUACCAAGAUGAGGGAGAUGAUGUUAUUACUAAUGAAGACAUGGUUGGAGCAGAGGAGGUUUCAAGAGUGUUUAGUGAGGCGGAGCCAAGCUUGGAGGAGGUGAAGGAAGCCUUUGAUGUGUUUGAUGAGAACAGAGAUGGGUUUAUAGACGCAGCUGAUUUGCAGAGAGUUUUGUGCAAUCUGGGUUUGAAGGGGAAGUUUGGAUUGGAGAAAUGCCGGGGGAUGAUCAAGGCAGUAGACAUGAACCAAGAUGGACUGGUUGAUUUUGAAGAGUUCGUCGAACUCAUGGACAACUAG